AUGGAAGAAGCAUCUGGCAUACAGCUUGGAGUCAUCUGGGAUCAGCUGAAUCUGGACAAAAAGCUCUCCAUUAUGCGGGAGAUAGUGACGCUCGAGUCAAAUAUGCUGGCGGUGUCGUUUUCUCACUUUGGUAGUAUAUUCUUCGCGAACGAUGCAGUGGAAAGCGCAGUUCCAGCGCCGCUUACCAACAGCGCUUCCUCCGAACUGAAAGAGAGAGACUUCUGGAAGAAACAACGCUCGUCGAUGCAGAUCCCGCGGAGUCCUUGGCGUACACCCCAAGAAUAUGCGCGAAGUGUUGGCCGGCGUGAACUGGAGUGGAUCAAACGUUUUGUCAUCUCAAAACCAUUGAGCGAAGCUACUCUAAUCUCUUCAGCCCAAAAUAGUCCACAUGCACAUCUGCAGCUUUUGGAGAAGUAUCUCCAAGUGGCUCCAGCUAUGAUGGACAUUGACCCCGUCCUCACUCGCCCCAUUUUGUGGCACGGAGACCUUCAUUCAUCGAAUCUGUUUGUUGACGAUGGCCGUAUAACGGCUGUCAUCGACUGGCAGGGCUUGUGGGCAGGGCCGCUCUUCCUUCAAUCCCAACCCUCUCCGAUCGUGGACUACACAGACAGCAAUCUGAUCUUUCAUCUCAGACACUGGCCAGAACUCGGCAUCCAAGGCGAAUGUCCCUAUCACUUCACGCAACUACAUAGCCACGCCGGCGAUGGCAAGGGCUGGAACGAGGUCCAGGAGUUCUUUGACAGUAUCGAAGGCUUUGUGAAACGGGAUGGCUGGACAUCUCUCGAUACGUUCGACGCCGCCUUCAGCUUCUUUUCCGAACUGCGAGAACGGGGCCUGAGGCAUAUGAAGGGGGAAGAAAAGAGAGCCUUUGACAGACAGACUCGUUAG
This is a messenger RNA of Aspergillus uvarum CBS 121591, 888 nucleotides long. RefSeq lists its product as uncharacterized. Gene Ontology annotation, cellular component: mitochondrion. Lineage: Eukaryota; Fungi; Ascomycota; Eurotiomycetes; Eurotiales; Aspergillaceae. The record is from RefSeq and is a predicted model, not a curated record. Bases 1 to 888 code for a protein of 295 amino acids. The transcript is spliced from 5 exons.